AUGAGCCGGCCGGAGGCCGAGCCCUGCUCCCGGGCGCUGGCGCAGGCCCGCGUCUACCUGGGGCAGCUGCGGAGCCGCGUCUCCCCGGCGGGCCCCGAGGGCGGCGGGCGGCGGGACUACCUGGUGGAGGCGGCGCGGCAGCUGCGGCUGGCGCUGGAGCGGGACGUCAGCGAGGACUACGAGGAGGCCUUCAACCACUACCAGAACGGCGUGGACGUGCUGCUCCGCGGCGUGCAGGUUGACCCCAACAAGGAGCGUCGGGAGGCCGUGAAGCGGAAGAUCACACAGUACCUGAGGCGCGCGGAGGAAAUCUUCAACUGCCACCUCCAGCGGGCUGCGGGGGGUGGCAACCCCACCGCCACGGGUUACAGCAGCCUGCGCUUCCGUCCGAUCAGGACGCUGAGCUCGGCAGUGGAGAACCUGAGACGGUGUAAGGUUGUGGGAGUGAUCGAUAAGGUGCAGAUUGUCCAGGAUCCGGCCACUGGUGGGACCUUUAUACUUAAGAGCCUCCCCAAAUCCCACGUUGAGACCCGUGCACGACAGACCAUCAUCCCUCAUGGGGUCCCCUUCAUGGUCAAGCUGUUGUGCUACUACGUGAGUGAGGACUCCAUCUUCCUCCACCUGGAGCACGUGCAGGGGGAGACACUGUGGUCUCACCUCCGCUCCAAGUACUGUGUCCAGCAGAGCUCUGCAGAUUCAAACACUGUUCAAGCCCUGAGGGACUGUGGCAGAGAGGACAGCGUGGGAAGCUCCCAGGGCAGCAGCCAAGUCUCUAUCUUCUCUGCUCGGACAGGCAAUGGCCUCCCAGGCUCUGCGACCCACCGAGUACUGGGAAACACUGAUGCCUCACCUGCUCGGGAGCAGUCCCCCGACCCCAUGGACCCUGGCUCAGGGAACCACUGCCAGCUUCGCCUGGCUCCCGCCGGCAGCACGAGGGCUGCACCUGGAGGGCAGGAUCUAAGCGUGACACAGGCUGUGUCUGGUGUCGUGGACCGUGUUCCAGCAGCAUCAGCCAAAGGCCCCAGCCACCUUACCAGCCAGGGCCUGGUCAUCUACCCCUGGGACGCUCUAACCAGCGGCGCGGGCUGCGUAUCAGAGAGAGCAGCCCCCCAACAAGACCCCAGGCUUCCCCAGACACCUGCCCCUGUACCGAAGACUGUGAGAGGGGGCCAGCCAGGGGCAGGGGAGCUGCCGUCUCAGCAAGUAUCUGAGGUCCCCUGGGCUCGGCCCAUCCUGACCUCGGGUCAGAAGCAGCUUCGUGCAGGAGUUGCCCCGUCCAGCUCUGGCAAGCCCUGUGGGCCUGACCCAGGGGUGCGGGAGCCCUCGCGGGGAGCAAGCCUGACCCAUGGCUGGCUCAGCGAGCAGCCACCAUUAGGACAGUGCAGGGCUUUGGCUUCCCGUGGGCACUGCCGGAGAGCGUGGGCUGUGAAGGAGGAGCAGGUGCAGCUGUGGGCAGCAGAAAUCCUCCUGGCCUUAGAGGGACUUCACCAACAGGGUGUAUUGUGCCGGGACCUCAACCCCAGGAACCUGCUGCUUGAUGCAGCCGGUCAUAUCCGUCUCACCUUCUUUGGCCAGUGGACAGAAGUGGAGCCCCAAUCCUGCAGCCAGGCACAGGAAGAGCUGUACAGUGCCCCAGAAGUUGGGGGGAUUGCGGAGCCCACCGAAGCAGCUGACUGCUGGAGCUUUGGCUCUCUCUUGUAUGAGUUGCUGACAGGAGUGGCACUGUCCCAAAACCAUCCUUCAGGGAUUCAACCUCACACCCAGCUGCAUCUACCGGAGGGGCUCAGCCUGGCUGCUACAUCGCUGCUCACUGAGCUCCUGCAGUACAACCCAAAGCGGCGCUUGGGCUCUGGAGGAGGUGGCAUGGCGAAGCUGAAGUCCCACUCCUUCUUCAGCACCAUCCCAUGGAACAAGCUGGUGGGCUAGGCAGGCUGUCCUUCCUGCAGGGAGCUGGGCACAGAGCCGCUGACCCUGGCACUUGUGACCCCAGGUGGCAGUGGCAGCUCUGCCUACUGGGGGAGGUUUGCCUGCAAGGGCUGCCCCGGGGUGGGGUACGCAUGAGGUUUUGCAACCUUGCAUGUUCUUCUGUCCCUGCUUGUGUUUGUUGGCACCUCCAAGAGAGGAGGCUGUGGUCCGGGCCAGGCUGUCUUCUCCUCUAGGUUCUCCCUGGUGGCAAAGGGAGCCCAGGUGCCCACCCCCGGGGAGAGGCCAUGCUCCCCUUCAGGGCCAUCCCUUGCUCAGCUUAGCACCGUGCCCUGGGACUCCCUCCCUAUGGUUUUUAUCUUUGCUGCUACCACAGGUGACCCCUCACCCUGUUAUUUUUUUGUGGCUUCCAAGCACAUCUCCUCCAGGCCCCGCUGGCUGGUGCCCAAGCCUGGGGUCUGUGCCCAUCCCUGACUGCAUGUGUGUGUGGGUAAUGCCUGCUGCGGGGGCGAGAUGGGAGGGAGCCCUCUCCUCUUCUCCCCGUGGCCCUCUAAAAAAAUAAACCACUCAUUAUCGCUUGCAGAAAUGUCCUUUUCUUUCUGAGCUGGACCAGCCAGGUGUGGGCCAAGUGUGCUGAGCGAGGGAGAGCCCCAAAUCCGUUUCUCAAACCUGCCUGGGAACCCUGGGUUGGUGUUGCCCACGGGCUGUCAGCAUCCAGAAG
This is a messenger RNA of Gymnogyps californianus (California condor), 2644 nucleotides long. RefSeq names its product ribosomal protein S6 kinase like 1 (gene RPS6KL1). The coding region runs from base 1 to 1926 and encodes 641 amino acids. Lineage: Eukaryota; Metazoa; Chordata; Aves; Accipitriformes; Cathartidae. The transcript has 10 exons. Gene Ontology annotation, biological process: protein phosphorylation. The record is from RefSeq and is a predicted model, not a curated record. Gene Ontology annotation, molecular function: ATP binding; protein kinase activity.